Messenger RNA from Dromiciops gliroides (monito del monte), 233 nucleotides. Its product is annotated as pterin-4-alpha-carbinolamine dehydratase 2. Gene Ontology annotation, molecular function: 4-alpha-hydroxytetrahydrobiopterin dehydratase activity. Gene Ontology annotation, biological process: tetrahydrobiopterin biosynthetic process. The record is from RefSeq and is a predicted model, not a curated record. Bases 9 to 173 code for a protein of 54 amino acids. NCBI's taxonomy places the organism in Eukaryota, Metazoa, Chordata, Mammalia, Microbiotheria, Microbiotheriidae. The transcript has a single exon.
UUGGAUUUAUGUCCCGAGUUGCACUACAAGCAGAAAAGAUGAAUCACCACCCUGAAUGGUUCAAUGUGUAUAACAAGGUCCAGAUAACUCUUACUUCACAUGACUGUGGUGGACUGACCAAGAGAGAUGUAAAGCUGGCUCAAUUUAUUGAUAAAGCUGCUGCUUCUGUUUAACAUCUUGCAAACCACAUGCACAUAAUACCAAAAUCUUGACUACAAAAUAUGUUGAAGACA